GUCCUCGCCAGAGACGCUCCCCCCACCCGCCAGGAUGAGCGGCCCAGUAUGGGGCUCGCCCCGCCCGCGAGGCGAAGGGGGUGUCUCCCGACCCCAUUCUUUAAGAGCCCUCCCAGGCCGGGGGCUGUAGCAGAAGCUCGCCUCUGCCUGCCAGCCGUCGGGCGUUGGGGCGAGCUCAGCAUGGAGCCGCAGCCACACUACGAGACCUUCGACGAGGACUACGACGGGGCGCCCCUGGGCAACUGGAGCGUCGGGGCCCCGGAGUGCCCGUGGGAAGAGGCCGAGACGGACUGGGAGGUGUCCUUCUCCCUGCUGCCCGUGCUCUACAUGCUGGUCUUCGUGCUGGGCCUGUCGGGCAACGGCCUGGUCAUCUUCACGGUGUGGCGCGGCCCGCGGGCCAAGCGGCGCUCGGCGGACACGUACAUCGGAAACCUGGCGCUGGCCGACCUGGCCUUCGUGGUGACGCUGCCGCUGUGGGCGGCUUACACGGCGCUGCGCUUCCACUGGCCCUUCGGCUCGGCGCUGUGCAAGCUCAGCAGCUACCUGGUGCUGCUCAACAUGUUCGCCUCGGCCUUCUGCCUGGGCUGCCUGAGCUUCGAGCGCUACCUGGCCAUCGUGCACGCGCUGCCGCGCUCCGCCGGCCGGCCGGCCUCCUCCUCCUCCUCGCGGCCGCGCGCCUCCACGCUGCUCUCGCUGGGCGCCGUCUGGCUGCUGGCCGGCCUGCUGGCCCUGCCGGCCCUGCUGCUGCGCGACACGCGGCCCGGCGCCAGCCACGACGGCAACGCCAGCGCCAGCGCGGCCCUCGAGUGCGACAUGGACUUCAGCAGCGUGGCCUCCACCCCGGCCGAGGAGGACCGCUGGCUGGCGGCGCUGAGCCUGGCCACCACCGCGCUGGGCUUCGCGCUGCCGCUGCUGCUCAUGACGCUCUGCUACUGCUGCAUCGGGGCCACCGUCCGCCGCCACUUCCGGCAACACGUGCGCAAGGAGGAGGGCAAGCAGCGGCGGCGCCUGCUGCGCAUCAUCGUGGCGCUGGUGGCCGUCUUCGGCGCCUGCUGGCUGCCCUUCCACCUGCUCAAGAGCCUCUACGUGCUCAACUGGGUGGGCCUCGUGCGCCUGCCCUGCGCCUGGCAGGAGCUCAUCCCGCGCCUGCACCCCUACGCCACCUGCCUGGCCUACGUCAACAGCUGCCUCAACCCCUUCCUCUACGCCUUCUUCGACGGCCGCUUCCGCGCCCAGUGCCUCCAGCUGCUCGGCCUGCGCGCUGCCCUGCGCGGCCAGGCCGGCUCCGUCUCCUCCACCCUCAGCGGGCAGACCCAGAAGUCCGAGCUGCCUUCCUUGGGCACCAAAGUGUAGCAGAGCCGGUCGCCGGGAGGGCGCUUCGGAAGAACCGACUCCCGCGCCCCAGCAACCCCCGGGAAGGAAGCCCGGGAGCGGCCCUCGGAUGGCUGCCCUCUGCCUGCUGCCAGACUCUGGACUGGGCGUCCCUGGCCGCGCGCCUUCUUCGCCCCAGCACUUGACUCUUCUUUGGACCGAGUUGCCGACGGUUCAGGGCUGCCUCCCCUCGUCUCUCUCCCACCCACCCCCGGGUCGGACGCUGGCUUUCUGGUGCUCUCCGGGGACCUCGGACUCGGUUUGCCGCCGCAACCCACGGGUUUGGGCAGGUCCCUGCGGCGGGCGUUUCCCAUCCCCUUUUUGUAAUCAAUAAACGAUGUUUUGUUCGACUGUUUCCUCAGGAAAAAAAAUCUCGAAGAGGCAGAAGCUCUGUUU
Molecule: messenger RNA, 1767 nt
Organism: Sphaerodactylus townsendi
Lineage: Eukaryota; Metazoa; Chordata; Lepidosauria; Squamata; Sphaerodactylidae
Product: apelin receptor-like
Exons: 1
Coding region: 49-1353 (434 amino acids)
Biological process (GO): G protein-coupled receptor signaling pathway; immune response
Cellular component (GO): membrane
Molecular function (GO): G protein-coupled receptor activity
Source: RefSeq, a predicted model, not a curated record